UGCUGGGGGCAGGAUGGUGCGGACGAAGGCGGACUGCGGCGGGGCCUACCGCAAAGUGCUGGCCGCCCGGGCUCCCCGGAAGGUGCUGGGCUCCACCAGCCUCAACGCGGGACCGUCGCCGGCCGCCAAGAGAGGUGAGAGCGGGGCGCGGCUGGGGCUCCCCUUCCCUCCCCGCCCGGCCUGCGGCGGGGCUGACGGCCGCUCUCCCCGCAGGGGAGGGCCGCCGUGUCGGGGGAACCCGGUGUGCGUGAGGCCUGUCCCCGCCUGGCAGGGCAUCGGCGAGUUCCUGCAGCUGUCGCAGAAGGAGAACCGGGUGCCCGGCGGAGAGGUGGCGGGGAGCAGCGGCCUGGGGCCGGCUGCCAAAAAAGCUCGCCCCCUGCCACCGGAUCCUGCAGAAGAUGGCGAGUCCUCUGAAGAAGAGUAGACAUGAGCUGACCCCAACUUUAAUGAUAAACCGCAUCUCCUACACUCGAGCUGUUUUUUGUAUAGUUUUUUUACAGUUUGUUAUGGCUUACGUUCAGCUAUUGUACAGAACUAAAAGUAUAAGUUUGAGAGACUGCAAGAACAUUGUGGUGAAAUUAAUAUAUACUUUGUGAAGCUUAGCAUUCAGUGUAAGUCACUGUUUUAAUUUUUAUCUUGGUUUCCUUGAGUUCCUCAGUGACUCCUGCAUAUUGUGCAGCUUUUAUCUUUUGAUUGCCUUGUGCUUGUCCGAGACUUGCGUGAUCAUGCUCGUUCUGUCUUUAGAAAGCAGAUCCUCAAUUUUCUAAGACACCGAAGCAUUCUGAAAGUACAUCCAUAUCAUGUCUUU
Gymnogyps californianus (California condor) is the source of this 808-nucleotide messenger RNA. Its product is annotated as PCNA-associated factor-like. Gene Ontology annotation, cellular component: nucleus. Gene Ontology annotation, biological process: translesion synthesis; regulation of cell cycle. Gene Ontology annotation, molecular function: chromatin binding. Lineage: Eukaryota; Metazoa; Chordata; Aves; Accipitriformes; Cathartidae. The record is from RefSeq and is a predicted model, not a curated record.